AUGAAUAAGCUAAAGUAUGAAAUCGAAGCAACUGUUGUGCGCAAUUCGAAAGAGCUGAGUUUUAUGAAACGGCGGCGUGAAGCGUUGACCCUUCUGAUGCAGCUGGUCACCAAGUGUGUACAACCGAUCCCUCAUUCUGGAGCAAUGAACGAUAAAAGAAGAGUCACGAGUGAAAAUCACGAAAUCUUCGUUCGAAGUGAGGCCAUUCGUCUCCCCAAGAGCUAUGACGCAGAAUUCAGCUUUUUUGAAGAUGUCGGCGCUCAAAAGAACGAAGGAGACAGAAGUGAACCCACGCCGCCUAAAGUGGUUGAUCUACCCACUUACUUUUCUGAGGAAAAGGUCGAGAGGCCAAUGAUGAGAUCUUCCACGAUGAGCGUAUACGUGCUGAAUUUGGCCGAUGCCGAAGGCAGCACGGUGAAAAGCGAGUCCUACAAGUUCGUGCGUAUGGCUGAUGAUCUCCACGAUGUAGCGACAUAUUUGGCAGACAUGCGAUUAUGCCUCGUUCUUGUUACUGCCACCGGCUAUCUACUGCUUCUAGUCUAUCUAAUCAUGCUUUGCAUUAGACGUAACAGAAGGACGCAAACACGUCGUCGAAACUGGGAUUAUCAAAUGGAAAGUCAACGAGAGGCCAACAGCGCUGGACAGCAGAACGCAGAAAACUUAAGUGGGGUGCGAACCGAGGGAAGUGCAAGCGUAAUGGGUCGAAAUCAUCACGGGCGUGGGCACGCCAACUCAACGCCGUCAUUCAUGAGGCAUGGCCAAAAUCAUCAGCAGUCUACCCGAUUGAUGGCUGAUCAGGAUGGCUCAGUUAUUCCGCACAUAACAACGGAACCUCCACCUGAAGAAAACAAAGCGAAAGUUCCGCGACUACUCAAAGAAUCUGUCGAAUCGUGA
Molecule: messenger RNA, 894 nt
Organism: Ostertagia ostertagi
Lineage: Eukaryota; Metazoa; Nematoda; Chromadorea; Rhabditida; Trichostrongylidae
Source: the annotation of a GenBank genome assembly